Melitaea cinxia (Glanville fritillary) is the source of this 345-nucleotide messenger RNA. RefSeq lists its product as uncharacterized. NCBI's taxonomy places the organism in Eukaryota, Metazoa, Arthropoda, Insecta, Lepidoptera, Nymphalidae. The coding region runs from base 1 to 345 and encodes 114 amino acids. The record is from RefSeq and is a predicted model, not a curated record. The transcript is spliced from 2 exons.
AUGUCUGACGAGAGCUUGGAGAGACCUAUGUCCAGCAGUGGACUGCAAGAGGCUGAACUAACUAAUGCUUUAAUUAGUAUUAAAACUGCCAAGUCUCAGACAGUUUCAGUCAACAUGUACAAGUACAUAGGUUGCAUUGUCAACGGACAAAAUGAUCAUAACGUAGAAAUUAAGUGCCGGAUAGAGCAGGCAGUAAAGAAUGGAAAAAGAAAUAAAGGGCGACAAAUGAAACGUUGGGAAGAUGACCUGAAGAAGGUGGCUGGUCCAGUGUGGAUGAGAAUAGCGAGAGACAGAUCAAUGUGGAAAAAAUUAGAGGAGGCCUAUGUCGAAGGACAAGCUGUUUGA